Molecule: messenger RNA, 3599 nt
Organism: Dermacentor andersoni
Lineage: Eukaryota; Metazoa; Arthropoda; Arachnida; Ixodida; Ixodidae
Product: BTB/POZ domain-containing protein 6-B-like
Biological process (GO): neurogenesis
Cellular component (GO): cytosol
Molecular function (GO): protein binding
Source: RefSeq, a predicted model, not a curated record
GGAGGUCAUGCCGAAGGGCCGCGCGCUGUAUGAGACGUUCCGCUCUCGGCAACCGGUAAUGACAACUUUUUUUUUGUUGGUUUCGUAGUCAGGAACGGCUGUUUUUGCGAGCUUCUCGUGACGCUUCCGCCCGCGUUUUAAUUGUCAGAUUUUGCCCGGUAUAGCUGUUCAGUCCUAAACUAGGCCUUCUACGCGAUCCGACAUUUUUGCUGCAAAUGCUGGCGCACCCCUGAUUGUAAGCGGAUAUGACGUCAAUCCUAGAUCACGGUUUUCGAUAAUUUGAGCGUUAUGCGGGUACCUGCUUACCUGCGACGUCAUGCCGGAGUUCAUGGCGUAUGUGUUCCAUGUUGUGCGCCAUUACAUGCGAGGGGCAAUGGAGGCUUUUUUACAGCAGAGUAAUUUAUGUCUGUCUAUACCAUGGUCUAUACCCACCUGGGUGUGGCGUGUGUGCCACUACUGGGUAUUUCGGAAUCUCGGCGAAUAUCUUUGCGGAUGACAUAAAGGUUUCAUGUGCGUCGAAUGCAAGAACCAGCAAACGGGAUUAUAUAAUGCUUGUAUGCUGACGGACAAAUCAGUGCCAGGAAGCCAACCUCUGCCCUCCUUGGUUCUUAGAACACUUUCUUUUUCGGGCUUGUAAAAGCAUUUUUGUCGCCCGUAUCGGCCAACAGAAAAUUGAAUCGCGAAUUUUUCAGGAUGGUUUCCAGUUGUCUCAUUGACACUUUGCCGAGAAUAUUUGAGAAGUUGAAUCAUUAUUAUUAACUAUCUGAUUAGGCGAACUCCGAAAACACGUGUCAUUUACUCCAAGCGAUGGUGAACAACAUUGUUUUUUUUUUUGUCUAGCUACGUGGCACAUAAUUAUUUUGAAAUUUUGGCAUAAUUUACGUGGUGGCAAAUAUCAAAGCGAGGGACUAUAACACAGCUAUCUGUGUUAUACAUAUCUGUAUCUGCGUGACACUAAUCGCGUACAAGCCAGAACUGUGUUAUAGCUAUCCGUAUCUACGUGAUACUAAUCGCGAACAAGCCAGAUCUCUCAUGAAUAUUUCUCGCACAGGCUAAACAAUAAUCGUAGCUUGCCGAAAACCCAUAAUCUAUACGUACGGUCAACGUUCCCUAUAUUUCUCGGUGCGAAAAUCGGGAAUGAGACCAUCUAGCUUCAAUAAAAAAAGAAAACAAAAAUCUUCCAGCUAUGGUACCAUCACGGAACAAUAACUUUAAAGGCCACACAUAAUAUUACGUGUUCUUGCUUCUUGCUGUUCAUGGCAAUUAAUACUGAACUUCGCGUCGUGGAUCCAAAAAUAGCCACGUAUAGGCUACUGAUGCAGAUGGUACUGUAUACCAUAUUGUGCAACAAUUGGCCUCAAUAAACUAUUUUGUUCUUUCUUUUCUUUUUCAAUCUAAAGCGACGCUAAAGUUGCGCCUCCGUGUCUUUGCAGCUGGACUUCGCUGACCUCCUGGAGAGCGGCAGGUACGCCGACGUUGAGUUCGUCGUGCGGUCCGGCCCCUACUCCGUGUCCAGGACCUUCAGGGCCCACAAACAGCUGUUGGCUAUGCGCAGUGACGUAUUUGGCGCCAUGUUUGAAGGAUCGCUCCGCGACCGGGACACCGUCCUCAUCAGGGACCUGCACCCCGAUGGCUUCCGUGGGCUUCUCGGGUACGUAUACACAGGACGGUCCGCUAUCAACAACAUCGAAGAUGCCAUCUACACAAGAGACGCGGCUAAGAAGUACCGCUUCCUAGAUCUCGCCAGCACCUGCACCGAAUAUAUUCAAAGUCACCUCGAAGCAGACGACGUGUGCACGGUGGUCGACUACUCGUUCGUGUCUUACGGUGAAGUCAGAGACGACGUGGUGGAGGAAGUGAUAUUGGACAACGCUGAAUCCGUGCUGUCGUCUGCUGCCUUCACGAUCUCCACGGAGCAGACGGUGAACUUCGUUUUGGACAGGGUGCACGGCGUUCCGACGAAGGUGGUCAUCAAGGCCGUGCUCCGUUGGGCAGGCGCGCAGUGCGGUCCCGACGUCGCCAACUGGGAAUACACCGGGACAGUCGCCGCCGCUGUGAGGAAGUUCCUCCCCAAGAUCAAGUUCCUGGCUCUGAGCGUGCGGCAGAUGACGAAAUUCAUCGCGGCCGACGCCACGUGGCACAUUCUCACGGCGGACGAGACGUGCGCCAUCUUGUGCGAGAUCAUCCAACCCGGGAGUGCGUCGCCGCGGCCUGAGUGGCUGAACCCCGAGCGUGACAUUUUCGCCAGGCCCGAAUCGACUUCGCGGGAACCCCCCCUCCGCAUUAGACGUCGCUGAGUCGGCGCCGAUUCGGUUCACCUCCGCGGCCGGGACGAUCCGGCCGGAUUCCUAAAACGUGACCACGCUGUGCCGCCGAUGCAGAGGCGAACGGGAACAUCUUCUUUCUUACUUUCUCUCUCUGCUUAUUAUAAAUAUGUAUAAAGGCGCUAUGAUGUUCCCUGUCUUUUCUAUAGUCUGUCCAUAGUCAUUUUCUGUAAUCUGUGUUUAACAGAAAAUCACCUUCCAGCGUCGUGCUCUUGUGUCAUGUUCUCAGGCGGAGAAAAAUUUCAAAUCAAGUUUUUUCCCCUUUUAUUUUAAUUCUGCGGGUUUUCCGCAGAAGUGAUUUUUCUUUUGCUUGUCUGCGCAUGCGCGCUUUCAAAUAAACGGUGAUUUAUUAAAUCCGAAGACUGCUUGUGUGCUUUCCAUUUCAACUCUGGCAACAACGCCGACAUCGACACGUCGCAGUGUCUGGUCGAGUGUUGUCGAGCCGCGACGGAUAUAUCAGAUUUUUUUUUCCUGGUUGCAAUGGGCUCGCGAGAGGCCCUUUUAAUAGACGUAUACUGCUUUCUUUGAAAGCAAGCUUUCAUUGCUACUUCUCUGGCCGCAUACCUGCAGGGUGCCGCUUGUUGCAAACGUAACACGCUGCUGUCUUGACGAAUAGCUCCGCGAAAGAGUGAGUGAGUGAGACAACUUUAUUUUGUCCACAAUAGACUCAAAUAAACUCAACGUUUUUUUUUUUUUCUUCUUCCGCGAAAGAAAAGAAAAUUGAAUGACGGGCGCAAUGCCGAACGUCGUUUCCGCAGCAAUGCAGCAGUGCGAUGCUGCAAGCAUUAUGAAACAAUUAUGAAACAAUAUUUGUGACGUGUGUUGAGCACGUUGUUAUUACAGUAAUCAAAAUCAAAUUGAGCCAUUAAAUAGUCCAAGAGAAAAAAAGGAAAAUAAGGAAAGAAAAGAACAAUGGAGGAGGAACAGAGAGGGCCUAACUCCGAUGCCGUCUAUUAAAAUACGUGUAAAAAACGCAGAAAUGUUUUUCUGAGAUGACCCCUUGACCGAUUGGAACGAGCUUUAUCAUACUUGAAAUACAAAAAAAAAAAACGUCACGCACUUCAGCACCGCCGUUAUGAUUUCGCCCACCAUUGCGGUCGUUGGGAUCUGCACUUGCACGGAAUCAACACGACAGGUAAAGAGCGUAGUUAUAUAUAACACGUAUACGCACGCGGUGGUUCAAAUUGAAUUCAUUCAAUGUCAUUACGUGAUAUCAGGACCACGAAGAAAAAAAAAACACUUUGCCGGCACAAAUUUCAAGGCACGCGAGCUCUC